AAUUCAUUGUUUUCGUCAUUUCGUGUUCUGCAUUGUUUGUUGUAAUUUACCUAUUAUUUGUAAAAUAUUGCAAGACCUACAUUUCGAAACUCAAUGUAGUUUUAGUUAAUUACUAAAUCACAAAAUGAGUUUCGCGAACGUUGGUUCUUUAAUACGCAACUGUAGUGGUACGAGUUUACGAUACGAGCAAGCGUGUUUGGAGCUAGUCACCAAUGAAAAAAUAAGCUUCUGGAGUCAAUCUGAAGAAUGCCAGGGUUGUGUUUUGCUGGAGACAUUUAAGUUGCCGGCUACAGGCGCCGUCGUGGUACAAACCUUGAACCCUUUGCGAUACGCCAUCAAAAAUGAUCAUGGAGUUAUUUGCAAUGGUACAUACCAAUUCGGCGAAUAUGGCCAGUAUAGCAUAAAUGUCACUGAUGUGACGACGGAUGAGUGUUUGCCGCGGAUGACGGCGGAACCAGAUGCGCCCGCUUUACCCAUUCUCACUGCCGUGGUCAUUCUGUUGUCUAUGGCAACACUAUGGUACAUCGUGAAGGGAAUAGGCAAGAGGUUCAUCGCUGGCCGCUUCUAUGCCAGAUUUUUUGGAAGAGAAGAUAACGAGCUUGGCUCUGAGACCCGAGUGCUAACGACGGAGGCGAGUGUACCACGCUCGCCGACCAGGUCCAGACUGCGCUCGCUUGACAUCUUCCGCGGCAUCGCUAUCGCUCUCAUGAUAUUCGUGAAUGCUGGCGGCGGUGGUUACGCUAUCUUCAAUCACAGCACAUGGAACGGCCUCACCGUGGCUGAUAUAGUGUUCCCAUGGUUCGCAUUCGCUAUGGGAGAGUCCCUUGUACUUUCACUCAAUGGACGGCUGAGGACUUCUAUGCCGAGAUGCACUGUUUUAUAUCAGGUGGCACGCCGGGCUUUAGCCAUGGCUGUUCUGGGCAUCGUCCUGGGUUCGGUGAACGUGUCGUGGUCGAACGUGCGCCUGCCAGGCGUGUUGCAGCGUCUCGCGGCCAUGUACCUCAUCGUGGGUGCUCUAGAGUGCGCCUUUAUGAAGACCAGCCAGGAUAUCACGCCGGGUCGCUCGUUAUUCCGCGACAUCGUGGCCGGCUGGAAACAGUGGCUGGUCACCAUCGUACUUGUCGUCAUUCAGGUGUGCAUAACCCUGGCAGUGCCUGCGCCAGGCUGCCCUCGAGGGUACAUGGGCCCUGGAGGUCUCCAUAUGUCGAUAGAAGGGAACUAUCUGGAGAACUGUACCGCCGGUAUCGCUGGCUACAUUGACAGGCUUAUCCUGGGCGAGUCUCAUCUAUACCAGCACGGCGUGUUCCGCAAGCUGUACCACACACCACUGCCGCACGAUCCUGAGGGCAUCCUGGGAAUUUUCUCUGGCGUUCUGGUGGUCCAGGCUGGUGCACACGCGACUAGGAUCAUGUUGGUUUACAACCACGCCAGAGCCCGCAUGAUGCGUUGGUUACUCUGGGCCCUAACGUUUACUAUGGCCGGCGCCGCGUUGACUCUCUUCACGAGAAACGACGGGGUUAUACCCAUAAACAAGAAUCUAUGGUCGCUCUCCUACUGCUUGGUGACAUCUUCGAUGGCGUUCGUCGUGCAAGCAAUGUUAUACUUUGUGGUCGACGUGAAGAACAAAUGGGGCGGUCGCCCUUUGUACUACGCUGGUCAAAAUGCCCUAUUUUUAUAUGUGGGCAGUGAACUCCUUAAGAAACAUUUCCCCCUAACGUGGUACGUCGCAGCGCCCUCUCAUCAACAGAUGCUGGCCGCCCACUCCGCCGCCAUGUUGAUCUGGCUCGCUGUCGGUGUAGUACUGCACAGAAAACGCAUCUUUAUCACUUUGUAAUAAGGUUUAUGUUUGCUGAGGGCGAGCUAAUUUAAUCUUUUAUUUAUACAUAGAUACUGGCCAACAGAAAAAAAUAAACUUUAUUUUUUUUUUAAUACGGGGCUUAUUAUACAGUUAAAUAGGUAGGAUUAUAAUUUAGAUCAAAAUUAUAAUGCUAGUGCAGCACUUUUAACAUUAGUAAAAAUUAUAGAAUACCUUUUAACCCUUGGCGCUCCGCAUGUUUUUGUUCCUCUGCCUACCAGCAAUUCCGGCAUAUUUUCGCAGCGAAACGAGCGAAAAGGAUUCUUAUUUUAAGUGAGAAAAAUUACACGUGCUUGUAAAUGUUUGAGAUUUUAUUUAUUAUAUACAUACAUGCAGUCUCUUCUUGUCAAUGAGAGAUAAAUUUUAAAUUGUAUAAUUCACCAUGUUGUGAUACCUUUGGAAACAAUCUCCCACGUGCAUUCUCGGUUUGCUUGGGCAAGUGUUAACUGAUUCUUCCUGCGAUUCUUCGCUUUCACAUUCAAUAACUAUCAUACGUCGUCUCUUUGGUAGUAUAAUUUCGGAAUCAAUACUUAAAGUGUCAGAAUUAUAAUCAAUAUUGUCUUCCACAAUAUCUUCUAACAUCGGAAAAUCCAACACAUCUUCAAUGUCACUCAAAUCUUUAUUCACAUCACAAUAAUUAUUUUUCUCCAUACUGCUAACAGCAAAAUGGGUAAAAAAAUUAUUCAAUCGUAACAGUAAAGAGACUGAGAACGUUUUAACAACAGAUAACAAUUGCCAUCGCCAACAAUUUCGUAACAUCUUAGUAUAUUCAUUAUAAAAACAUUGGGCUCCACAACGGAACAAAUGACUGACGGCUCCGUAGCGGAGACAACGGGGCGCAAAGAGUUAAAACUUAGCUAUUAAAUUGAUUUUUCAUUUUCGCCUUAUAUUUAAGACAGAUACACGCACACACGUGUGAACCUAUUUGUUUGCUAGUGUAAUAAAUCCCUAUAAAAUAUGUGUUAAGGUAUGUAAAAAAAUAUUAUUCAUUAUGUUUGAGAAAAACAAUUGAAGGUUACGAUUUCCCGCUAAAAAUUUAUACUUCAUACAUAUUAUUCUUAGUCUAUUAAUGUUUUAUUUUUUUUUUUGUUCUGGCAAUUUAUGGCCAGUAUCUAUUGUAUAAUAAGGUGACAUGACUAUAUUUUACGUGAAUAAUAAUUUUCUAUUUAAUUCGAUAUUAUCACGAAAUAUAUGUUAUAAAAAAAUUAUAAGACGAGAUGCCAAAAGUUUAAUUUAACGUCGUUUUAAAUUGACUGAAAAUGUAUUAUUGACUAUUAACGAAAUAAAUUAAACAAAUUAAUCAAUUUUUUUUUCGAUUUGUUUAGUUUCAUUCUUUUGCAUUUUAUUUUUUAAUUAACUAUAUUUUCUUCACGCCUAGUCUCAUAAGGGGUAGUUAAAAAGAAGUAAAAAUCGACGGCUUAUAUUGCUUAGAUAAAUUUUGAUCCUUAUGAGUUUAAUCAUUGGCAUGGACUAAUACAUUUUAACGCUCAGCUAAGAACAAGAAAUAAUACAUACUCAUAUUGUGGUCUCUUUUCUUUGUAUGCUAAAUUAGUCUGUGAGAAUAGGACAAGAAUUAUGCUUUUUUUUAUUAUUAUAGAUCGUAGUUUGAGAAUAAGAACUAACAUUUAUGUUACGUACUGGGAACUCUUAGAAUUGUAUCGGCGAUAUGGCUUUUAAAGUUACACUAGUAUUUACCCGUGGUUUCGUCCGCGUGUAUAGCCUAAUAGCACGUAGUUAUUGAAUUUCAUAAUUGUUUCAGCCGUUAAGGUGCUAAGAGGUACCAAACAUACUUUCACAUUUCUAAAAUUGGUAAAAACAGUAACUUCUAUGUUAUUAUUUGCUAUAAUCAUAGGUGACUGAUAUUUAUGCAAAUAUUAAUUGAAUAUUUAUCAUUUAUAAUGUGAGAUCAUUAUUGAAAAUCGAUAUACGAAUUUUGUAUUGAUUAUAGAGUUUAAUCCAAUUGGUUGAUUUUGUAAAAAGUGUCUAUUAAAUUAUAUAUGUAGUUGGAUUUAUAUUUAAAAUGAUUAUCUGAUAGCUGCAUGGCCAAAUAUGGGCAUGUCGAGUGAUACGUCCAUCACGACGGUAACUAUCGACAAGUCUGACUACCCCAUUGAGAAUUAUAGUCGUGAGUAUAUUUCUGAUGUUAUGUUUUUCGUAUAGAGUGAAAUAAAAAAAAAAUAUAUAUAUAUAUAUAUAUAUAUAUUAUGUUAUAUAGAAUAAUCAUAUAAAAUUUUAUAAAUAAAUAAUACCACUGUUUUUAAUUCUGUAUUUCUUUAACACUGCAAAAAUAAAACAGUUGUAAAGAAAACAUAUGCUCAAGUAUCGAAAAGCGAAUAUUAAACUAACGUAAAUUAAAUAUUAGUGAUUAAGAAAAAAUAAUUUUAAUAUUGUAACCAAAUUCUUUUCAAAAAUACUACAAAAGUUCAUUCGUGCGCUAAUAAUGUGUAAUAUAAGCUAAGUUUUAUUCUUGUUCUUUCUUGUAUAGACUUCAUCAUCAUCAUCAGACUACUAAAGUCCAGCAGUGGGUCUGGUAAUGAGAAUUUAUUUUGAUUAAAUUUAAUUAAUAAUUUUAAGUGGCAAUAACAUUGCGGUAUAAAUUUGAUAGCUCAGUUGAACGUUUGAUUAUAACUCAGAGGUCCCAAGAUCGUAUCUCAGCACGGAUAUCGGAAUUUUUCAUAUCAUGUUUGAAUAAAUAAUACAUGAUCACUCACUUCGUGCCUCGGAGGUUUUGUAAAGUGGUCGUCCGGUAAGUCACGUUAGGGGCCUUCGUGUACAAGGAAGGCGACUUAGAAAUUUAACACCAGAGGGCGCCACCUUUAAACGAGUAUUACUUUACAGCAACGAGUAGGAUUAGUGUGAUUUUUCAAAAGGAACUAGGAUUAUUUACUUUGUUAAUAAUAAAACGGAUAAUUAUCAUGUUUUAAGGCUGUCGUUCGAAUUACACGAAAAGAAAAAGGUAUAUUUGAAGUGUUUUUUUUUUAUUUUUUAUUAAGAAUUAAUAAUA
This is a messenger RNA of Galleria mellonella (greater wax moth), 4859 nucleotides long. Its product is annotated as heparan-alpha-glucosaminide N-acetyltransferase-like. The coding region runs from base 125 to 1834 and encodes 569 amino acids. Lineage: Eukaryota; Metazoa; Arthropoda; Insecta; Lepidoptera; Pyralidae. The record is from RefSeq and is a predicted model, not a curated record. The transcript is spliced from 10 exons.